This is a messenger RNA of Acanthosepion pharaonis, 627 nucleotides long. NCBI's taxonomy places the organism in Eukaryota, Metazoa, Mollusca, Cephalopoda, Sepiida, Sepiidae. The record is from the annotation of a GenBank genome assembly.
AUGGAGGUCGAUGGCAUGCCCGCUAAACUCCUUCGUCUCAUCAAGGUCUACUACCGGUCGACGCGAAACCGCGUUCGUGCUUAUGGUGAGGAGUCGGAGACGUUUGAGGUGAAGACUGGUGUGCGGCAAGGGUGUGCCCUAUCCCCUGCCCUAUUCAACUAUACAAUCGACUACAUCCUUGGCAAGGCCCUUUCAGGACUACGCGGGAGUUGCGGUUGGAUGGAAUAUGAGCGCAGAGCAGAGGUAGUAGCUACUUUUCGCGUCAAGAAGAAGCCUGCGGAAGUGAUGGUCUGGUUUGGGUUCAAGAGGUCCAUGGUCAUGGACAUUUGGAGGAAGUGGAAGGCAUGUGAGAACAAGGACGAGUUUAUUGCCAAACAAAAGGCCCACAAUGUUCGUUUUUCAGCCGUUAGGACCGACAAGUUCGUCACCGCCGCCAAGGAGACAGUUGGCAAUGAUGGAAGCCAGAGCUACGUCAAGAUCGCCGCUGACAUGGGCUGUCACAAGUCAACGAUCUACCGAAAGAUCAAUAAGGACAAUGGUUACUCCUCCUACUGCAAGUAUCACCGCAUGCUCAUCACGAAUGCCUCCAGCGUUCAUCAAACUUUGUCGACAGGACGAGUUUGCUAG